This is a messenger RNA of Cyclospora cayetanensis, 756 nucleotides long. RefSeq lists its product as uncharacterized. Lineage: Eukaryota; Apicomplexa; Conoidasida; Eucoccidiorida; Eimeriidae. The record is from RefSeq and is a predicted model, not a curated record. The transcript has a single exon. Bases 1 to 756 code for a protein of 251 amino acids.
AUGGCCGACCCUGAACCGCCUUCUCCCGUGCCGCAGUACAGUGAAGCUCAACUGAGUGAAAAGCAACCCUUGCUCUCACAUAGAGGAAAAUCCUCAGCUACAUACAGGCAAUGUUGCUGCUGCUCUCUUGGAACAAGUGUGACCGUCUGGGCGGUCUUCCUCUUGGCUCUGUCCACGUACAUCUUGUUUGACCCAAAUAUAUCCGGCGCUGCCUACACAGCCGGCGGUGUUGUAGGGCUUGUCACUGCAGUUUUGCUUCUCUCUGCUAUUGGGAAAAGGAACGCUUUUCCUGCUUUUGUGGCAGUGUAUACUCAGAUCGCUUUGAAUAUAAUAUGGGCCCUGCAGCUCGGUCUCACCGGUUACCUAUACUGGAGGGUACUACAAAGCAAUAGAACGGGUAAAACCACCUACAACCUCGCCAGAGCUGGAUGGAGCCAACAAUCGGGUUCAGAAAUUUCCCCAGCAGCACGCUUCUUGUCCCUAGAUUUGCAACUUAGCGUCGUCCUCUGCGCCCGAAGCGUCCUGCUUGGGUUGCUCUUGCUUCUAUCCCACACUAACCUCCGUCUUCUCUGGAGCUUUUACCGUGUUUUACAAGCUGGUGGUACAACUUUCGAGUUCAAAACUGCAGAAGAGAUCGAAGAACAGGCGCUUCAAGCUCAGCUUCCCACGCCCCUUAGUGUCCCACCUACUCCAAGGUAUUGGGACCCGCUGACGCAGGGACCAUUUCGCGCAGGAGAGGCUGCAACUCCCUGGUAG